Messenger RNA from Lineus longissimus, 4484 nucleotides. RefSeq lists its product as uncharacterized. The transcript is spliced from 22 exons. Gene Ontology annotation, cellular component: guanyl-nucleotide exchange factor complex. The record is from RefSeq and is a predicted model, not a curated record. Gene Ontology annotation, molecular function: GTPase activator activity. Lineage: Eukaryota; Metazoa; Nemertea; Pilidiophora; Heteronemertea; Lineidae. The coding region runs from base 150 to 2618 and encodes 822 amino acids.
CAAAUCGCCAAGAUUGUGUUGAUCGAAGAUGUCACAAAUCGAAACCUUCCGUUCUGCAUAGCCUACUAGUUACUAAUGCCGAUUGCGAACUGGAUGGUCAACUUCCUACCUGCAAUUCAAAUGCACUAGUAGUAUAACCAUCGAGCAAGAUGUACAGUGGUUAUGUUGAGACCAUCAGCAGCUUCGACCAGGGCAUGUUAGAUGAUGCCCAAAUCAUUGAUACAACCCUACUGCCACCAGAGUAUAUGCCACUGUACUACUCACCAAACCCAUGGAAUAAGUUUGCAGCCAUUGAAGAAGACUUUAUAGUAAUCGCCGAGUUCUCAGAACUUGAAGGACCAAAACCUCUGAUAAGCAUUCCAAAUAACAGUAACAAUGAUGGAUUUGAUCUCAACUCAUUUGUUCUCAAGAUUAUGUCUGUGGACCAUCAAAGCACAACGAGCAAGUUCUGUAUGCCUCGAGAUGCACAGGUUGUGCUUGAUGAGUCUAAAGAAGGUGUCUAUGCAUAUGUGCAUCAUUUCACCCUCCACGACUCCCAGGCUAGAGGAUUUGUCCGGCCAUUUUGUAUGGCAUACGUCACCCCAGAUAGCAGGAAGAUAAUGACUUUUUUCGAAGAUAUACAGCGGCUGUUUCAGCAAGUGUCAAAAAACUUCAAGUAUGGUAACCUGAAGCUGUUCUACAAGGAUAUGAAGCACUACCUAGCUGACUUAGAGUUUACUAAAGCCAAGCUCGAACAGUUUAAAAAGCAACCCAAACAGCGAGUUGAACAGAUGACGGAAGAGGAACUGAUUCUCAAUGAAUCCUGUGAUAGAAGUAUUGAUAACAUUAUCUAUGAAAUCCGUGAAAUUAUUGAAGUCAUUCAACCAUUAUUGGAUGAAGACCAAAGGCUGUGCAAGAAGUUCAGAAUGAUUGAAGACCGAGCAUUCCUAAGGGAGAAAAGAACAAGCACAAGCGCCAAGUCGAGCUUUGUUGAGUCGGCCAGUUUUGAUGGUAAUAGCAGCUCACAUAUACAAUCUCAAACAAAGGAGAAAAUAAGGCGAUCUUCUUCGUUUGGUACUGACAUUGUCAAUGUAUCCAUGGAGGACUAUGGUUCGUAUAAGCCCUCACUUGUCAGGCUCCACAGGAGGCGCUUUGAUAAAGCCCUGAGGACCUUACAUGAGCUCAGUCUAUGGGGAGCAAAGGAAGGCAUCAAUGGCCUACGCAAUAUUCUCAGAUACUUCAGACGAGACACUGCCACACUUCUAAUAGAAAAGAAGGAUUCUGAGUUGACUGAUCCUCCCUCAUGCCUUUUGACCAUAGGUCAGUGUGUCACAAUCAACUUUCUCUUCAGUACUGAUGGUGCGGAUUCGGCCAGUAGCUGGGGCUUGAAGGACCCCACUACAGACAGAAGUGGAUGCUCACCAGAAAAGCUGGCUCGAUGGCUCUCAACUGAUACUCUGGAAAGCUUCAAGUCUGCAGAGUCUUUCUUUUCGGUUAGAGACGACUGUGAAUUCGUCAAAUCUGGUUAUGAACCGAAGUUUGUUGCAGCCGGAAACCCUUGCAGUGAACAACGAAGGAGCCUUGUUGGAGAUGGCGAUUCUAACAGUUUUGAAAUCAUCUCCACCCCUAGCGAUGAAGAAAUAUUUGUGGAGGCCUCAUCUUCUUUUAGCAACCAACAUGAGCUGAAUGAAGCAAUUAAAGUGGCAACUUUAAGACCAGCAGAUGACAGCCCUUGUGAUGAGUACCCAAGUCAAGGUGGAGAUUCAGCUUACUCUGAUAACUUCCAUCAUGUUGGAAAAAAAAUCAAAAUUCCUGUGAUAAGCUCUGCAGAACAUGUGAACAACCUUGAACCAACAUCACCAGGUUACGGCAUCCUGAAGUUCGUCAACACGCACAAUUAUAGUCAUCAUUUGUUUGCCUCGAUGCUGAUGGGACGGCCAGUGGUGGUCAUCGGCAAGUUAGAACGGGAUGUGAAGGAUGCUUUAACCACGUUGGGGCUGUUUGUGCCUGGAUAUUCUAGUCGACGGAAAACAGUGGUGCUAUCUCAGAAUCAACCCCUUAAAAUUACAGACCUGUCGAAACUAACAUUGAUUGGCCUUAUAAAACCCGAGAAGAAAUCUGCUGAGCAUCUAGUUCCAGAAUCGAUUAAGAGAUACGUAACUGUUCUAGACCUGGAUAAAAAGAACUUGUUUUCUCCUGAAUACGAGGGUGGUGUACUUAAGAAGGUGCUUAAACUCAAGAAAGUGUUCAUGUCAGAUGAGGCUUAUCUAGCUUUCAUACAUUGUGUUUUGUUAGACUUGGCGUCGAAGGCUUUCAUACUCUAUCACUGGAUGGUCAGAGAUUCAAUCAAUGGUCUAAGUGACUGCAGCGAACAGUUUCCACCCCUGCUGAACCAAUCACUCAAAGUUGGGGAACUUACCAAGUCCUAUGACUUUAACAGAGAAAAUGACAAACAACUUGUGGAAUUUUUGGCCGAUUUAGGUGUAGAAAAUGGAGACAUUCCUAUAGUCAAGUAUUUUGCAGAGAUUAUCCAGAUCCAACAAACAGAUGACUUCUACACAGACAAAAGGACAGGAUUGCCUGAUAAGCCUGCGCCUUCUGUAAGACUUGAUUAUCGUCAGACGAAUGUCUUCAAAUAAUAGACAAUGACAUAUAACCUCCAUGACGUAUCAUUUAAGUUCCAGAGAUGUUCUUAAAAAAUCACUUUACCUAGACCCCUUUUUUCAGCUGUCUUCCUGAAAAAAUAUUCAGAUCUGUCCACUGUUUUGAUGUCAUAAUUUUCCUUGCUCCUGCUCUCCAUGAAUGAUCGCCGAUCUGAUUCAUUGUUAAAUUGAGGUGGAUUUGGGACCCCUCUUAUGACAGUUGGAUGAAUUUUCAAAAAUAGCAAGUGAAGGGGACAUGAUGUACAUAUGUAUUCAAUACAUCGAGAAUAAUCAGAUGACAUGUAUUUUCCACUCUUCUGAGAACUUAGUUUUCGUCACAGAUAAUUCUUUACUCCAUUGUGUUAUAGCAGUCUAAGCAGCAUGUCACCUUGACCUUAUCCAUCCUUCUCUGAGGCUCUUGUCUUAAGAGGCUUAAGGGGAAUCGUACAGAUCUCCAUCAAGUGACUCGAAAGAUUUGUUCAAAUAUCUCAAUGUUCCCCGUAUUUGCAAUAGAUGUUUUUUCAUCUCUGCACAACUGUCAAUUAGUCAUCAGUUCCAAUAAAGCCAAUGUACAUUCCUCACUUGAUGAAAUAUUUACUCUGUUUGUCUACAGUGAUUGAUGGUGCAGCUGGGAAAGCAUGUCUAUCUUUAUUCAACAUUCCAAACAAGUUACUUACACAUUUCUUGGCUUCUUAAUGCUGCAAUUAAUCAAGUGAAUGGGGCUGAUCCCCAAAGUUUUAGGUUAAUUGAUGCAUUCUUUUUCUCCUCGCUGUUAGAAUAGGAAGUACGGGCAUUUGUCACAUGGUUACACAAUCAUGUACUUGUCAAGAUUAUCUUGAUACACUGUGGCCAACUGGUUAAAGAAAUAAAAAUGGACAUGCAUCAUUUUUAUAUUGAUGUACACAGCAGUAUUGUUGUCAUCCAUCAAUCAUAAAUGCAUAGAAUCAUGAACAAUUUGAUGGUAAGUUCAUUAUGGAGUUCUACUUUGUCAGUACAUUUCUGUAUUUGCCUGAAAAAUAUUAAAAAAGAGGUGCUAUUAGUUAAUGCUUUAUUAUGUUUAUUUUGCAUAAUGUGUUCUUGAAAUUCCAUAGAUAACUACGUAGAGGUCUGUGAGUUUUGAUUAUGUGAUUUUAAUAGGUGCGGCAAUUCCAUGGUAAAAGAGGAUUGAUGUUUUAUCUUUUCGUCACUCCUGUUUUCUCAUUCUGCUUAUGCCGGAAACGAAAAAACCGCUGUAUUUUCCCUUUCAUGUAGAGCCAGCCAUACUAAUAAACACAUCCUGCAGAAUCAGCUCCUCAACUGGCCAGGAAUCUUAUCUUUUAAAGCUUGUGUAUUCAAGGUAGGCCUUCCAACUUACCGAGCAGCCUACCCUGGAUAAUGCCUGGUAGAGGUUUUGGAAAGUUGGUUCUUCACAAGAAAGACAGACAAAGUGUGUAGUUAUUGGUAAAAAUACAGGUAUAUUCUGAUGGUAAGUUGGACAAUCACUUCGAGAGAGUUUGCAAUUUGUUUGCUAUCCAAAUGACAAACCAACAGCGCAUUUCAUGAUUGAAGAACCUUUAAUUACCUACCCUAUGAGCACAAUGUAAUUUCUUUGGAAGACUUGAACACAGUAAUUCAAACAUUAUUGAAGAGCUAUUCUCCAUUCCCAGGACAGGCCUGCUCAGCAGGUUGGGAAGACCCCUUGGACCUGAUUCUCAGUAAUCAGGGGAAUUCAGGGUGAUAUAUGUAUGUACCAGAAACUAAAGGUUUAUCAUGAGUUGCCCAGCGAACAAGGGAUCACUUUGUGCCAUCUGUUUCAUUUAUUACGAUUCUAACUUUGAUACAUACUUGACACUGGUAAUAAAUGAUGAUAUAAUAUUUGUAAUA